ACCGGGGCUCCAAUCUCUUUCGCGCUCGCGCGUCUUUUCGGGCCUUACCCCUUUGCGUCCUUCUCCUACCGGUGGACCCCUCGGCUGUCGUCGUGGCCUUCCCGUUUGUUGUUGUUGUAAACAAGUAUCGUUGAAUGUCAGUUACGUCGAAGGUUUUUGCAAGUUUGGAUGUUUUAUUAUCAAUUAUACAAACAUAUAGCGGACCGCGGACGCCGAAGCCCAGGGCCCCUUGGCCUUUUCUGAACCCGCGAAAGUGCACACAACAAAUAAAUCACUUAAUUAGCAUUUCGAUUCAUCGGUCACCGGGAGUGCGCUCCGACUCCAGACGAAAAAUUCACAACAAUGCCGUCGCGUCAAGCGCCCCUAUUGUGACAGUUCUGUGACGGUAGUGUUCUACGACGCGUCGCGCCCAAAGUGUGUCUCCUCCCUAGGUCAACAAACUAGUGUCAAGUGCAAAACCGCAACAAGCCCCGAUUGUGUCACGUGUGAGUGCUGCCAGAGGAAAAAAAUAUUAAAAAGUGACAAGCCCCUUGUUCUGCUGACGAGUGUCGCACCCCUACAAGAUUGUAAUUUACCAAUAAAUAUCACCACCACCGGCAAACGCCCCCAGCUGCAGCUGUCAAAUCGGAUCAAGCGACAUCUUCGCAAAUCGGACGUAUCAAGCUCGGAUUCGGAGCGGACAACAGCACCAGCAAAAAAAAAACCGUGACACGCCAUCAAACGCCAACGCGAAGAGGAUUUGUCACCUCUCUCGGCAACCACGGCGGCCUCGUCGGAUUACUUUGGCCACAAAAUGAUGGAUCGGAUACCGUCGCUGUCGAUACCGGGCCUGUCGCUGUCCCAUCCGCUGUCGAUACCGACCUCGCAAGCUCUCACGAAUCAAUCAUCGCACGCGGCGCUCAACUCGCUGAAUCUGCACACGCAAAACCUGCACGGCGUUGCGUCAUCUGUGAACGCCCUGCACGGUUCACACGGGAUUGGUGGCGGUGGAGGAGGGGGUGGUGGGAGUUCGGGUGGGAGUGCGGGAGGUGGAAGUAGUGGCGGGAAUGUGGGGAGCCUUGGGGGGAUAUCGGUCAGUGGAGCAGGUUCCGGAGGACACGUCACGACGACGGCACAGGCCGUGGCCGCGGCCGCAAAUCUGCACCAGAACGUCGGCGGGCUGCUCAACGGAGGCGCGAAUGGCAAUGGUUCGCCCUAUUAUUACAGCCUCCUGGGGCAGACGAUGAUGAAGAAGCCAGCGGAGGAGCACAUCAAGCGGCCGAUGAACGCGUUCAUGGUCUGGUCCCGGCUGCAGCGCCGGAAGAUCGCCCAGGACAACCCGAAAAUGCACAACUCGGAGAUCUCCAAGCGGUUGGGAGCCGAAUGGAAGCUGCUGACGGAGGACGAAAAGCGGCCCUUCAUCGACGAGGCCAAACGGUUGCGGGCGAUGCACAUGAAGGAACACCCGGACUACAAGUACCGGCCGCGGCGGAAACCGAAACCGAUCCGACGGGACGGCUACCCCUACCCGAUGACCUAUCCGUCCGUGCCGGUGGACGCGCUGCGGGCAGGUGAGUGGAGUAUCACACCCAGCUACUUCGCACCAGGUGCUCCGUACCACUUAGGAAGUCAUUUGUCACAAACUAGUCCUCCCACGACCCAGUCCUCCAUCACAUCCCAGAUGGAUGUGUCCAAGUUUGCGCUGGACCGGAGCGCCUACCUGAACACGGCCGCCGCCGGUGCCCUGUACGAUUCGACCAAGUCGCAGACGAACCCGUACAGCGCCUACCUCGACCCGACCACCGUCCUCACGAAGGCCUACUUCGACUCGAAGAUGUACCAGGACCGGGCCCAGGCCGCCGCCAACUACGCGUUCGACAUCUCGAAGAUUUACGGCUCCAGCUCGAGCCUGCAGCAGCAGCAUCAACAGCAGCAGCAGCAGCAACACCAGCAACAGCAACAACAGUCCGGUCAACAGGGUGGCCAUCAGGGACAUCAGCUGCACCACCAGCACCAGCUGAGCAACGGCGAUGAUCGCGAACCGACGCCCCAGCUGAGCGACGUCAACGUGGACAUUAAACCGCAGCUGGGCGAACCCGUGGACAGUUCUCCGCUGCACAGCAAUAGCUACGGUGCGAACAACCUGCUCGGGGGAAGUUCCGCCGGGUUGUACCAGUACGCUGGGGCGGGGCAAUCCCUCGGUGGGUCCGGGGGUUCAACCGCCGGUUCAGGUGGAACCGGUGACUACCGGAGACCGCUGACGGUCAUAUUUUGACCAAACUCCGAAGUGAUGGACGACAGAGAUUAUUGAACACAUUUAGGGCUUAACAAAUCGAGAGAUCAACGAUAAGUAUUGCUGUUUAGAGUAUUAAGUGUUAUAUUCUUUCAUUGGAAACGAACCACACACACACACACGCGCGUGCACGUGUCCUUUUCGGCAGAGUUUUUAACUCCGUAGAACAGCAGAGACGCAAACCUCAAGCAUUAUCCAGCGUAGUUCACCAAACACACACAGUAGGCGCAAGCGUUUUAAACAUUAUACCAGUUUGUAGCAACGAGAGAACACAUUUUAGAUCAGUUUAAGGUUGCAUACGAAACGUUAACAACGCUUAAGGACACGCAGGCAGGCACGUGAUUUAUGCUAAGGACUCCGUAGAACAGAUAAUGAUAAAAGUUGUAUAAAAUUUCAUCCAUGACAUAAAUUAUUACUCGUAGAACGGUAAGGUUAAAAUAUCUCACAUUGCAAAACGCUAGCGAAAAUAAUUAUGUUUAAUUUGAACAUUCUCAAAAAACAUUCACCAUAAACGAAUAUAAAAUCAACUGUUUUAACGAAACACAAAUAAGAAAAAAAUACUGUACGUACUAAGUAGAAAUUUAAACACCCGCGCUUGUGUGCAAGUUGCACUCAGGACAAAAUUUGAGGGUUAAGCAUUCAUACACCACACAUGCAACGUGAAACUGUAAAGGUAAUCGAAAGUUGUUGAAUUAUUUCCCCCUUUCCACUCCCUCACCAACUCUCUGUAUAGAUUUUCCAAGACAAGGAAUUACUCAAAUUGUAGCAUCUCUAUCUCUCAGUAAGAAGGUAAUGGAAAAAAAACGAACAUUUGCUUGAUUGAGCAUAAUAAAAAGUAAGAU
This is a messenger RNA of Culex pipiens pallens (northern house mosquito), 3114 nucleotides long. RefSeq names its product transcription factor sox-2 (gene Sox21b). The record is from RefSeq and is a predicted model, not a curated record. Gene Ontology annotation, molecular function: RNA polymerase II cis-regulatory region sequence-specific DNA binding; DNA-binding transcription factor activity, RNA polymerase II-specific. The transcript has 6 exons. Bases 794 to 2254 code for a protein of 486 amino acids. NCBI's taxonomy places the organism in Eukaryota, Metazoa, Arthropoda, Insecta, Diptera, Culicidae. Gene Ontology annotation, biological process: anatomical structure morphogenesis; cell differentiation; regulation of DNA-templated transcription.